AUGCUACGGCCGGUGUUGCGAACGCUACAGGAGCAGCAGCAGCGGGCGAUCAAGCAGCAGCGGGCGAUCAAGCAGCAGCGGGCGAUCAAGCAGCAGCGGGCGAUCAAGCAGCAGCGGGCGAUCAAGCAGCAGCGGGCGAUCAAGCAGCAGCGGGCGAUCAAGCAGCAGCGGGCGAUCAAGCAGCAGCGGGCGAUCAAGCAGCAGCGGGCGAUCAAGCAGCAGCGGGCGAUCAAGCAGCAUAGGACGCAAGGGCUGAAGAGGGUGGGAACGGCGCCGCUGCACCAGCAGCAGCAGCAGGAAGAGGAGGAAAAGAGGCGGCGCCCAAGAAGAGAGCCCUAG
Messenger RNA from Endocarpon pusillum Z07020, 339 nucleotides. RefSeq lists its product as uncharacterized. The coding region runs from base 1 to 339 and encodes 112 amino acids. Lineage: Eukaryota; Fungi; Ascomycota; Eurotiomycetes; Verrucariales; Verrucariaceae. The transcript has a single exon. The record is from RefSeq and is a predicted model, not a curated record.